Molecule: messenger RNA, 9174 nt
Organism: Bolinopsis microptera
Lineage: Eukaryota; Metazoa; Ctenophora; Tentaculata; Lobata; Bolinopsidae
Product: fibroin heavy chain-like
Exons: 5
Coding region: 1-9174 (3057 amino acids)
Molecular function (GO): calcium ion binding
Source: RefSeq, a predicted model, not a curated record
AUGGGUAUGUACAUACAAAGAGUGACCAGGUUAUGCAGCAAUGCAGAGGGUUUUUGUCCGGAGAAUACCUAUAUAACUAGUGAUGGAUGCGCUUGCAAAGCACAGGGAUAUUACUUUGACGGAGUGUCUUGUAUCGACAUUAACGAGUGCGUGUUCCAGCCUUGCACUAACGCCUUACGAUUUGAUCACACAGGGCACUGUAUAAAUCUACUGGGAAGUUAUUUCUGCCUGUGUAGGGCCGGUUACCAAUGGGACGGAACAACGUGCAGAGACAUAAAUGAGUGCUCGGAAAAUCCACAGCUUUGCAAUACAGGGACGUGUCGAAACAGGGCGGGAUCUUAUUACUGUGACUGUGAUGAGGACGCUGUCAACUGUAUGGGCACCUGUAUAACAGAGACUGAGUGCAAUGUGUUCAAAGGAAUCACAACGGAAGUAAAGAAAUCCAGACACAAGAGAAAUUUAGAAAACGACUACGAAACAAUUCCACAAGAAAUAGCUGGUGUAGAAUUCGGCACAACCGAAGGAAAAAUUAGGUCGGAUAGCAGUAAAUUCUACGAUGAUGAUUCUGCCAUGGAAUUCAAAGAUGGAGAAACUGGUCAAUUCUUUAGUGGUAAUUCUGCUGAAGGAUUUGAGAUCAGUCUUGCUGGUGAUGAAUAUGGUACAGCUGGCGGAAUUGGCUUCGUAGAUAUGAUGUCCGAUGAUAAUCAAUUGUUCAAUGGUGCUUCUGCCAAAGGAUUCAAGAUUAAUGAUGCUGGUGAUGAAUAUGGUACACCUGGUGUAGUUGGCUUCGGAGAUAUGAUUUCCAAUGAUAGUCAAUUGUUUAAUGAUAAUUCAGAUGAAGGAUUGGAGAUCAGUGUUUCUGGUAAUGAAUAUGGUACAGCUAGAGGAGUUGGCUUUGGAGAAAUGAUGUCCGGUGGGAGUCAAUUGUUCUUUGAGGAUGGUGCUGGUGCUGAAUACAGUACAGCUGGUGGAGUUGGCUUCGGAGAUAUGAUGUCCGAUGAUGGUCAGUUCGUCAGUGGUGCUUCUGCUAAAACAUUCACCGAGGAUGGUGCUGGUGCUGAAAACAGUACAGCUGGUGGAGUUGGCUUCGCAGAUAAGAUGUCUGAUGAUGGUCAGUUCGUCAGUGGUGCUUCUGCAGAAAUAUUCACUGAGGAUGGUGAUAAUGCUGAAUACGGUACAGCUGGUGGAGUUGGCUUCGCAGAUAUGAUGUCUGAUGAUGGUCAAUUCUUUAGUGGUGCUUCAGCUGAAACAUUCACUGAGGAUGAAGCUGGUGAUAAAUAUGAUACAGCUGGUGGAGUUGGCUUCGGAAAUAUGAUGUCCGAUAAUGGUCAGUUCUUCAGUGGUGCUUCAGCUGAAACAUUCACUGAGGAUGGUGCUAGUGCUGAAUACAGUACAGCUGAUGGAGUUGGCUUCGGAGAUAUGAUGUCCGAUGAUGGUCAGUUCGUCAGUGGUGCUUCUGCUAAAACAUUCACCGAGGAUGGUGCUGGUGCUGAAAACAGUACAGCUGGUGGAGUUGGCUUCGCAGAUAAGAUGUCUGAUGAUGGUCAGUUCGUCAGUGGUGCUUCUGCAGAAAUAUUCACUGAGGAUGGUGAUAAUGCUGAAUACGGUACAGCUGGUGGAGUUGGCUUCGCAGAUAUGAUGUCUGAUGAUGGUCAAUUCUUUAGUGGUGCUUCAGCUGAAACAUUCACUGAGGAUGAAGCUGGUGAUAAAUAUGAUACAGCUGGUGGAGUUGGCUUCGGAGAUAUGAUGUCCGAUAAUGGUCAGUUCUUCAGUGGUGCUUCAGCUGAAACAUUCACUGAGGAUGGUGCUAGUGCUGAAUACAGUACAGCUGAUGGAGUUGGCUUCGGAGAUAUGAUGUCCGAUGAUGGUCAGUUCGUCAGUGGUGCUUCUGCAGAAAUAUUCACUGAGGAUGGUGCUAGUGCUGAAUACAGUACAGCUGGUGGAGUUGGCUUCGGAGAUAUGAUGUCUGAUAAUGGUCAGUUCGUCAGUGGUGCUUCUGCAGAAAUAUUCACUGAGGAUGGUGCUAGUGCUGAAUACAGUACAGCUGAUGGAGUUGGCUUCGGAAAUAUGAUGUCUGAUGAUGGUCAGUUCGUCAGUGGUGCUUCUGCAGAAAUAUUCACUGAGGAUGGUGCUAGUGCUGAAUACAGUACAGCUGGUGGAGUUGGCUUCGGAGAUAUGAUGUCCGAUAAUGGUCAGUUCGUCAGUGGUGCUUCUGCAGAAAUAUUCACUGAGGAUGGUGCUAUUGCUGAAUACAGUACAGCUGGUGGAGUUGGCUUCGGAGAUAUGAUGUCUGAUGAUGGUCAGUUCGUCAGUGGUGCUUCUGCAGAAAUAUUCACUGAGGAUGGUGCUAAUGCUGAAUACGGUACAGCUGGUGGAGUUGGCUUCGGAGAUAUGAUGUCCGAUAAUGGUCAGUUCUUCAGUGGUGCUUCAGCUGAAACAUUCACUGAGGAUGGUGCUAGUGCUGAAUACAGUACAGCUGAUGGAGUUGGCUUCGGAGAUAUGAUGUCCGAUGAUGGUCAGUUCGUCAGUGGUGCUUCUGCAGAAAUAUUCACUGAGGAUGGUGCUAGUGCUGAAUACAGUACAGCUGGUGGAGUUGGCUUCGGAGAUAUGAUGUCUGAUAAUGGUCAGUUCGUCAGUGGUGCUUCUGCAGAAAUAUUCACUGAGGAUGGUGCUAGUGCUGAAUACAGUACAGCUGAUGGAGUUGGCUUCGGAAAUACGAUGUCUGAUGAUGGUCAGUUCGUCAGUGGUGCUUCUGCAGAAAUAUUCACUGAGGAUGGUGCUAGUGCUGAAUACAGUACAGCUGGUGGAGUUGGCUUCGGAGAUAUGAUGUCCGAUAAUGGUCAGUUCGUCAGUGGUGCUUCUGCAGAAAUAUUCACUGAGGAUGGUGCUAUUGCUGAAUACAGUACAGCUGGUGGAGUUGGCUUCGGAGAUAUGAUGUCUGAUGAUGGUCAGUUCGUCAGUGGUGCUUCUGCAGAAAUAUUCACUGAGGAUGGUGCUAGUGCUGAAUACGGUACAGCUGGUGGAGUUGGCUUCGGAGAUAUGAUGUCCGAUAAUGGUCAGUUCUUCAGUGGUGCUUCAGCUGAAACAUUCACUGAGGAUGGUGCUAGUGCUGAAUACAGUACAGCUGAUGGAGUUGGCUUCGGAGAUAUGAUGUCCGAUGAUGGUCAGUUCGUCAGUGGUGCUUCUGCAGAAAUAUUCACUGAGGAUGGUGCUAGUGCUGAAUACAGUACAGCUGGUGGAGUUGGUUUCGGAGAUAUGAUGUCCGAUAAUGGUCAGUUCGUCAGUGGUGCUUCUGCAGAAAUAUUCACUGAGGAUGGUGCUAGUGCUGAAUACAGUACAGCUGAUGGAGUUGGCUUCGGAAAUAUGAUGUCUGAUGAUAGUCAGUUCGUCAGUGGUGCUUCUGCAGAAAUAUUCACUGAGGAUGGUGCUAGUGCUGAAUACAGUACAGCUGGUGGAGUUGGCUUCGGAGAUAUGAUGUCUGAUAAUGGUCAGUUCGUCAGUGGUGCUUCUGCAGAAAUAUUCACUGAGGAUGGUGCUAGUGCUGAAUACAGUACAGCUGGUGGAGUUGGCUUCGGAGAUAUGAUGUCUGAUAAUGGUCAGUUCGUCAGUGGUGCUUCUGCAGAAAUAUUCACUGAGGAUGGUGCUAGUGCUGAAUACAGUACAGCUGAUGGAGUUGGCUUCGGAAAUAUGAUGUCUGAUGAUGGUCAGUUCGUCAGUGGUGCUUCUGCAGAAAUAUUCACUGAGGAUGGUGCUAGUGCUGAAUACAGUACAGCUGGUGGAGUUGGCUUCGGAGAUAUGAUGUCCGAUAAUGGUCAGUUCGUCAGUGGUGCUUCUGCAGAAAUAUUCACUGAGGAUGGUGCUAUUGCUGAAUACAGUACAGCUGGUGGAGUUGGCUUCGGAGAUAUGAUGUCUGAUGAUGGUCAGUUCGUCAGUGGUGCUUCUGCAGAAAUAUUCACUGAGGAUGGUGCUAGUGCUGAAUACGGUACAGCUGGUGGAGUUGGCUUCGGAGAUAUGAUGUCCGAUAAUGGUCAGUUCUUCAGUGGUGCUUCUGCAGAAAUAUUCACUGAGGAUGGUGCUAGUGCUGAAUACAGUACAGCUGGUGGAGUUGGUUUCGGAGAUAUGAUGUCCGAUAAUGGUCAGUUCGUCAGUGGUGCUUCUGCAGAAAUAUUCACUGAGGAUGGUGCUAGUGCUGAAUACAGUACAGCUGAUGGAGUUGGCUUGGGAAAUAUGAUGUCUGAUGAUGGUCAGUUCGUCAGUGGUGCUUCUGCAAAAAUAUUCACUGAGGAUGGUGCUAGUGCUGAAUACAGUACAGCUGGUGGAGUUGGCUUCGGAGAUAUGAUGUCCGAUAAUGGUCAGUUCGUCAGUGGUGCUUCUGCAGAAAUAUUCACUGAGGAUGGUGCUAUUGCUGAAUACAGUACAGCUGGUGGAGUUGGCUUCGGAGAUAUGAUGUCUGAUGAUGGUCAGUUCGUCAGUGGUGCUUCUGCAGAAAUAUUCACUGAGGAUGGUGCUAGUGCUGAAUACGGUACAGCUGAUGGAGUUGGCUUCGCAGAUAUGAUGUCAGAUGAUGGUCAAUUCUUUAGUUUUGCUUCAGCUGAAACAUUCACUGAGGAUGAAGCUGGUGAUAAAUAUGGUACAGCUGGUGGAGUUGGCUUCGGAGAUAUGAUGUCCGGUGAGAGUCAAUUGUUCUUUGAGGAUGGUGCUAAUGCUGAAUACUGUACAGCUGGUGGAGUUGGCUUCGCAGAUAUGAUGUCUGAUGAUGGUAAAUUCUUUAGUGGUGCUUCAGCUGAAACAAUCAUUGAGGAUGGUGCUAGUGCUGAAUACGGUACAGCUGGUGCAGUUGGCUUCGCAGAUAUGAUGUCUGAUGAUGGUCAAUUCUUUAGUGGUGCUUCAGCUGAAACAUUCACUGAGGAUGAAGCUGGUGAUAAAUAUGGUACAGCUGGUGGAGUUGGCUUCGGAGAUAUGAUGUCCGAUAAUGGUCAGUUCUUCAGUGGUGCUUCAGCUGAAACAUUCACUGAGGAUGGAGAUAGUGCUGAAUACAGUACAGCUGGUGGAGUUGGCUUCGGAGAUAUGAUGUCCGAUAAUGGUCAGUUCGUCAGUGGUGCUUCUGCAGAAAUAUUCACUGAGGAUGGUGCUAUUGCUGAAUACAGUACAGCUGGUGGAGUUGGCUUCGGAGAUAUGAUGUCUGAUGAUGGUCAGUUCGUCAGUGGUGCUUCUGCCGAAACAUUCACUGAGGAUGGUGCUAGUGCUGAAUACGGUACAGCUGGUGGAGUUGGCUUCGGAGAUAUGAUAUCCGAUGAUGGUCAAUUCUUAAGUGGUGCUUCUGCUGAAACAUUCCCUGAGGAUGAAGCUGGUGAUAAAUAUGACACAGCUGGUGGAGUUGGCUUAGAAGAUAUGAGGUCCGAUGAUGAUCAAUUCUUCAGUGGUGCUUCUGCCGAAGGAUUCAAGAUCAUUGCUGCUGGUGAUGAAUAUGAUACAGCUGGUGGAGUUGGCUUCGGAGAUAUGAUGUCUGAUCAUGGUCAAUUCUAUAGUGGUGCUUUUGCUGAAACAUUCACUGAGGAUGGAGCUGGUGAUGAAUACAAUUCAGCUGGUGGAGUUGGCUUCGGAGAUAUGAUGUCUGAUGAUGGUCAAUUCUUUAGUGGUGCUUCAGCUGAAACAUUCACUGAGGAUGAAGAUGGUGAUGGAUACGCUACAGCCGGUGGAGUUGGCUUAGAAGAUAUGAAGUCCGAUGAUGAUCAAUUCUUCAGUGGUGCUUCUGCCGAAGGAUUCAAGAUCAGUGCUGCUGGUGAUGAAUAUGGUACAGCUGCUGGAGUUGGCUUCGGAGAUAUGAUGUCCGAUCAUGGUCAAUUCGUCAGUGGUAAUUCAGCCGAAGGAUUCAAGAUCAGAGCUGCUGGUGAUGAAUAUGAUACAGCUGGUGGAGUUGGCUUCGGAGAUAUGAUGUCUGAUGAUAGUCAAUUCUUUAGUGGUGCUUCUGCUGAAACAUUCACUGAGGAUGGAGCUGGCGAUGGAUAUAUUACGGAUGGUGGAGUCGACUUCGGAGAUAUGAUGUCCGAUGAUGGUCAAUUCUUCAUUGGUAAUUCAGCUAUAGAAUUCAAUAUCAGUGCUGCUGGUGAUGAAUAUGGUACAGCUGUUGGAGUUGGCUUCGGAGAUAUGAUGUCUGAUGAUGGUCAAUUCUUCAAAGGUGCUUCUGCUGAAAAAUUCACUGAGGAUGGAGCUGGUGAUGGAUACGCUACAGCUGGUGGAGUUGGCUUCGUAGAUAUGAUGUCCGAUGAUGGUCAAUUCUUCAAAGGUGCUUCUGCAGAAACAUUCACUGACGAUGGAGCUGGUGAUGGAUACGCUACAGCUGGUGAAGUUGGCUUCGUAGAUAUGACGUCCGAUGAUGGUCAAUUCUUCAAAGGUGGUUCUGCAGAAACAUUCACUGACGAUGGAGCUGGUGAAGGAUACGCUACAGCUGGUGGAGUUAGCUUCGGAGAUAUGAUGUCCGAUGAUGAUCAAUUCUUCAGUGGUGCUUCUGCCGAAGGAUUUGAGAUUAGUGUUGCUGCUAAUGAAUAUGGUACAGCUGGUGGAGUUGGCUUCGGAGAUAUGAUGUCUGAUGAUGGUCAAUUGUUCAAAGGUGCUUUUGCUGAAGCAGUCACUGAGGAUGGAGCUGGUGAUGGAUACGCUACAGCUGGUGGAGUUGGCUUCGUAGAUAUGAUGUCCGAUGAUGGUCAAUUCUUCAAAGGUGCUUCUGCAGAAACAUUCACUGACGAUGGAGCUGGUGAUGGAUACGCUACAGCUGGUGAAGUUGGCUUCGGAUAUAUGAUGUCCGAUGAUGGUCAAUUCUUCAAAGGUGCUUCUGCCGAAGGAUUCAAGAUCAGUGCUGCUGGUGAUGAAUAUGGUACAGCUGGUGGAGUUGGCUUCGGAGAUAUGAUGUCCGAUGAUGGUCAAUUCUUCAGUGGUAAUUCAGCCGAUGGAUUCAAGAUCAUAGCUGCUGGUGAUGAAUAUGAUACAGCUGGUGGAGUUGGCUUCGUAGAUAUGAUGUCCGAUGAUGGUCAAUUCUUCAAAGGUGCUUCUGCAGAAACAUUCACUGACGAUGGAGCUGGUGAUGGAUACGCUACAGCUGGUGAAGUUGGCUUCGUAGAUAUGAUGUCCGAUGAUGAUCAAUUCUUCAGUGGUGCUUCUGCCGAAGGAUUCGAGAUUAUUGUUGCUGCUUAUGAAUAUGGUACAGUUGGUGGAGUUGGCUUCGGAGAUAUGAUGUCUGAUGAUGGUCAAUUGUUCAAAGGUGCUUCUGCUGAAGCAGUCACUGAAGAUGGAGGUGGUGAUGGAAACGCUACAGCUGGUGAAGUUGGCUUCAGAGAUAUGAUGUCCGAUGAUGGUCAAUUGUUCAAAGGUGCUUCUGCAGAAUCAUUCACUGAGGAUGGAGCUGGUGAUGCAUACACUACAUCUGGUGGAGUUAGCUUCGGAGAUAUGAUGUCCGAUGAUGAUCAAUUUUUCAGUGGUGCUUCUGCCGAAGGAUUCGAGAUUAGUGUUGCUGCUGAUGAAUAUGGUACAGCUGGUGUAGUUGGCUUCGGAGAUAUGAUGUCUGAUGAUGGUCAAUUGUUCAAAGGUGCUUCUGCUGAAGCAGUCACUGAGGAUGGAGCUGGUGAUGGAUACGCUACAGCUGGUGGAGUUGACUUCGGAGAAAUGAAGUCCGAUGAUAAUCAAUUCUUUAGUGUUGCUUCUGCUAAAACAUUCACUAAGGAUGGAGCUGGUGAUGGAUACGCUACGGCUAGUGGAGUCGACUUCGGAGAUAUGAUGUCCGAUGAUGAUCAAUUCGUCAGUGGUAAUUCAGCCGAAGGAUUCAAGAUCAGUGCUCCUGGUAAUGAAUAUGGUACAGCUGGUGGAGUUGACUUCGGAGAUAUGAUGUACGAUGAUGGUCAAUUCUUCAAAGGUGCUUCUGCUGAAACAUUCACUGAGGAUGGAACUGGUGAUGGAUAUGCUACAGCUGGUGGAGUUGGCUUCGAAGAUAUGAUGUCCGAUGAUGGUCAAUUGUUCAGUGGUAAUUCAGCCGAAGGAUUCAAGAUCAGUGCUGCUGGUGAUGAAUAUGGUACAGCUGGUGGAGUUGGCUUCGGAGAUAUGAUAACUGAUGAUGGUCAAUUCGUCAGUGGUAAUUCAGCCGAAGGAUUCAAGAUCAGUGCUGCUGGUGAUGAAUAUGAUACAGCUGGAGGAGUUGGCUUCGUAGAUAUGUUGUCCGAUCAUGGUCAAUUCUAUAGUGGUGCUUCUGCUGAAAUAUUCACUAAGGAUGGAGCUGGUGAUGGAUACGCUUCAGCCGGUGGAGUCGGCUUCGAAGAUAUGAUGUCCGAUGAUGGUCAAUUGUUCGAAGGUGCUUCUGCAGAAUCAUUCACUGAGGAUGGAGCUGGUGAUGGAUACGCUACAGCUGGUGGAGUUGGCUUCGUAGAUAUGAUGUCCGAUGAUGGUCAAUUCUUCAAAGGUGCUUCUGCAGAAACAUUCACUGACGAUGGAGCUGGUGAUGGAUACGCUACAGCUGGUGAAGUCGGCUUCGGAGAUAUGAUGUCUGAUGAUGGUCAAUUGUUCAAAGGUGCUUCUGCAGAAUCAUUCACUGAGGAUGGAGCUGGUGAUGGAUACGCUACAGCUGGUGGAGUUCGCUUCGUAGAUAUGAUGUCCGAUGAUGGUCAAUUCUUCAAAGGUGCUUCUGCUGAAACAUUCGCUGAGGAUGGAGCUGGUGAUGGAUACGCUACAGCUGGUGCAGUUGGCCUCGAAGAUAUGAUGUCCGAUGAUGAUCAAUUCUUCAGUGGUGCUUCUGCCGAAGGAUUCAAGAUCAGUGCUGCUGGUGAUGAAUAUGGUACAGCUGGUGGAGUUGGCUUCGGAGAUAUGAUAACUGAUGAUAGUCAAUUCGUCAGUGGUAAUUCAGCCGAAGGAUUCAAGAUCAGUGCUGCUGGUGAUGAAUAUGAUACAGCUGGUGGAGUUGGCUUCGUAGAUAUGAUGUCCGAUCAUGGUCAAUUCUCAAAGUGUGCUUCUGCUGAAAUAUUCACUAAGGAUGGAGCUGGUGAUGGAUACGCUACAGCCGGUGCAGUCGGCUUCGAAGAUAUGAUGUCCGAUGAUGGUCAAUUCUUCGAGGUGCUUCUGCCAAAGGAUUCAAGAUCAGUGCUGCUGGUGAUGGAUAUGCUACAGCUGGUGGAGUUGGCUUCGGAGAUAUGA